AUGAAGUUUCUCGCAGUCGUUACUUGCCUGGUGGCAGUAGCAUUUGGACGAUCCUUUGAAGGAAAUGCCAAAACGCUAACCUUUCAUGACCCGCCGGAUGUCGUGAUCUCGGGCAAGGGUCUUGUAAAUCCCCAAAUGCUAUGGGAUCUGUUCAAAGGUUUGAUCCCGAGCGACUACUUCAACCUCAUUGAAAAGCAGGAGCUUUACCAGAACAAGGAUUUCCAGAAGGAUGUCUUUAACCUAGCAUUGAAGCAGCUGUCCAUGGAGGUGCAUACUCAAAUCGCAAAACAAAACAAGCUGCGAGAGUUCGUCCAAUGUUCUUGUCCAACUUCAACCUGCGGAAAUAUUCCUGUGGAAGUGGACGAUUUCCGCACCGAGCUGAAUCCCUAUUUUCAGGAAGUAAAGUCAACAAUAGAAAUGGAAACGGCUUUAAAAACUCUGAGACUGAUGAAAUUUAGCAUGGACCAAAUACAACGUCGCUACCAGCAAGUAGUUGUUACAGUGGACUGUUCUUGCCCAAAAGCCGAGCAGUGCAGGAGUACAUUACCACCUCAUAUGUACGAUAUUAUAUCAGGAAAGAAUGACGAUUCCUUAAGAAAUGCAUAUUGGCAGGGUGCUUUACACAAAUCUCCACUCUUCCCGAACAUCAUGCCCCAAGAGCUUUAUAACUCUUUACAGGCAGCUUGGAUGGAAUUGCUUGAAACUUACUUCGCAAACGUGGUACCUCCGUCGUGGGGCUGGUCGGGACAGGCUCCUUCCCACAACCGUACGGAGGCAAGUACUGACAGCAAGUUCGUGUCAACAUAUGAUGAUGCCGUAGUAGACGACGACGAAGAAGUAGACUUACCCGAAAUGUUGACAGAAAGUGUGAAUACUCGGCAUUCUGACACAGAUGGCCUUCUCAAAACCGAGAAAAACACUCGUGCAAAACCGGGAUCUGCUGAUCUCAACCGAUCGUCGCAUGAAAGUGUUUUAAAAAACGUAACCCCGGUUAGUACCGGUGAUGCUUGACACUUACUUGUUAAAGAACCUCAGUCAUCAGAACAAUUAAACAUAAUUGUCUUUGACGCUCCAAAGAACU
Molecule: messenger RNA, 1081 nt
Organism: Cimex lectularius (bed bug)
Lineage: Eukaryota; Metazoa; Arthropoda; Insecta; Hemiptera; Cimicidae
Exons: 3
Coding region: 1-1011 (336 amino acids)
Source: RefSeq, a predicted model, not a curated record